UCCCCCCCGGAGAUCUUCGGGCGAGGCGAUGUCGGCGUUCUCGGAGUCGGCGCUGGAGCGGAAGCUGCUGGAGCUGAGCAACUCUCAGCAGAGCGUGCAGACCCUGAGCCUGUGGCUCAUCCACCACAGAAAGCACUCGCCCCUCAUCGUCGCCGUGUGGGAGCGGGAGCUGCGCAAAGCAAAACCAAACAGGAAGCUUACAUUCUUGUAUCUGGCCAAUGAUGUAAUUCAGAACAGCAAAAGAAAAGGACCUGAAUUUACAAAAGACUUCGCACCAGUCAUAGUUGAGGCCUUCAAACAUGUUUCCAGCGAGACUGAUGAGAGUUGUAAGAAGCACCUGGGUCGAGUGCUGUCUAUUUGGGAAGAAAGAUCUGUUUAUGAAAACGAUGUAUUGGAACAGCUUAGGCAGGCUUUGUAUGGCGAUAAAAACCCAAGAAAACGCCCAUAUGAACAGAUAAAUGUGGAAGACAAUAAUUGCUCAACACAAAGUUCUCCAUGUGAUCCUCCACAGACUGCAGAUCUCAUAAGAGCAUUGCAAGAAUUAGAAAAUGCAGCCUCUGGGGAUGCAGCAGUUCAUCAGAGAAUAGCCUCUUUACCUGUAGAGGUUCAAGACGUGUCCUUGCUUGACAGAAUAACAGACAAAGAAUCAGGAGAGCAGCUUUCCAAGAUGGUAGAUGACGCGUGUAUGUUGCUGGCGGAUUACAAUGGCAGGUUGGCAGCUGAAAUAGAUGAUAGGAAACAGCUAACUCGGAUGUUGUCAGACUUUCUGCGAUGCCAAAAAGAAGUCCUCUCAGAGAAAGAGCAAACAUUGGAAGAAUACAAGCGCAAGUUAGCCAGAGUCUCUCAGGUACGGAAAGAACUCAAGUCACGGAUCCAGACCCUUCCUGACCUUUCACGACUCCCCAAUGUCACAGGAAGUCAGGUGCAUCUUCCGUUUGCGGGAGAUGUCUAUAAUGAUGAUUGACAUUCAGAUGUUCCACUGGAAUGAGGAAUUGGGCAGAUGGAUUGAUAUUAUUUUUGUAUAUUUGUUGAGAGUAGCACUUCAGUGUUCUAAUUUAUAAGAAAUGUCAAAUGUUGCUUUGUUUACUGUGUUACUGAAACUGUGGUGAAGCAGGUACUAUGUAAGAGGCAGAAUCUCUGUGUUAUUAUGUUUAAAAGAAAGAGUGAUUAUUACAACUUAACUUUUGUACUCACUUUGAUUAGAUCCAGGAGAACAUUGUUUCUAUUUUGCUUUUUCUUAUGUGAUCUUUACUGGAUUAUAGGUCUAAUAAUUUAAUCAUAUAAGACUCUGCACAUAGUAAGUGAAGAAAUGCAAAAAUAGGUAUUUUGACUCCUGCAAUUUGGUUUGAAAUGUGACAGUAAUUUUUUUCUUCACCAAAAAAGUCAUUGUCUUAAUGUCCUUUUAAAAACUUUUGAAUACAAAUUAUAUUAAAAACAGAUGUUGAAUGACCAAAAA
Lacerta agilis (Sand lizard) is the source of this 1456-nucleotide messenger RNA. It is a transcript of the gene RPRD1A, whose product is annotated as regulation of nuclear pre-mRNA domain containing 1A. Gene Ontology annotation, cellular component: RNA polymerase II, holoenzyme. NCBI's taxonomy places the organism in Eukaryota, Metazoa, Chordata, Lepidosauria, Squamata, Lacertidae. Gene Ontology annotation, molecular function: RNA polymerase II C-terminal domain binding. The record is from RefSeq and is a predicted model, not a curated record. Bases 29 to 964 code for a protein of 311 amino acids. Gene Ontology annotation, biological process: mRNA 3'-end processing. The transcript has 7 exons.